Molecule: messenger RNA, 162 nt
Organism: Plasmopara halstedii
Lineage: Eukaryota; Oomycota; Peronosporomycetes; Peronosporales; Peronosporaceae
Exons: 2
Coding region: 1-162 (53 amino acids)
Source: RefSeq, a predicted model, not a curated record
AUGGGCAAGAAGCGCCGUGCUGGAUCUCAAAUUUCAUUUGAAACAGAUUAUCGACAAAUAAGCCAGAAACAACUGGAGCCUAAAGUUAAAGUUGAGAGAUUAAAAUUGCCAACUUAUAGUGGAGAAGUGAUUAAUCUGUUCGUCUUUAUUGGACAGACAUAG